AGUAACCAUCCUGCUUGCAUUCCGAAUGGAUUUCAAAGGGGAUCGUGUGUGUGCCUUGGUUUCCAUGUUCUUUGUUGUAACUUCGGCCAACGUGGAGGAAGUCCUGGGAGUCGUUGGAGAACCUGUCCUUCUGUGUUGUUUUCUCUCCAAAUUGGCUCUGCCCAUCAACUCAGCAAAAACCCGCAUAAUGUGGCAGGAUCGAGAAGACAAAGUGCUGCAUGUAAUUAACAAGGGACAGGAGGUGUAUGAUUACCAAGACCCUUAUUACAAAAACAGGACAACAUUUGACUCUGACCAUUUGGCCUCUGGAAAUCUGUCACUCCUGCUCAACCCAGUUAACAUCCUGGACAAUCAUAUGAGGACUACUGUCAUUCUGAUAAGAAAUCAUAGAUCAGAGAAAGUGUGCACACUCAGUUUAAAUGUAGCAGCUAGGUACCAGAAACCAACAGUGAACCUUACAGACUCAACAGUUGAAUGCAACACUCAGGGAGGCUUUCCUGAAGGUCAGGUGACAUGGAUGACCAAUAACACACCUCUAGAUCCUGGGGAGGCAGACACCAAGACCAGCCAGGAUCCUGAAACCAGAACCUUCAACAUAAGCAGCCGAGUGAAUGGGACAGGAAUCCAGAACCUGACCUGUAGUAUCCACAACCCGACCCUCAAUGAAACCCAGACAACCACUAUCAGCAUCAGACCCAUAACACCAUACAUGGCUGAAAACUCCUCUAAUGUCCUGGUCAUUGCUUGCGCUGUCGGAGUAUCAUUCAUUCUCACCAUCAUCACUGUUAUCAUCUGUAGACGUAUUAGGGUGCCCUGCUGUCCCUGACCCUCUGUAUUGUCCCUGGGUUGGAGGACACCGGAGACAGAGGUGUUCAAACAACGGUUCUUUAAUAAAAUUAAAGAAACCAUCCAAGAACAAGACACAGCAAUGUCAGUUGAUAUCUUACAUCCGGAUCCUGACUUAUUUAGGAUGGCCUUAUCUUACGUUUUGUAAAAUGACCUGAUGAAGGUCCCAAAACGUUGUUCCUGUGACAUCUUUUUGAUAUUGCAAGAGACACAGACAGUGUGCAGGAGUUUUCUUCUACACCCACGCAUGUCAGCAUAUUUCAGUAAACUACAUCCAAUGAGGAUAAUCGCCACUGGGAUGCCCUCUUUCCAAAGCCAUUCUCGGGCAGGGUCACUGGCUUGUUGUUGGCCCUCUGUGGCACCCUUUGAGCAAUUGGAGUGUACUCUGCUGGCAAUACUCGUGCCUCAUUCAGGGUGGUUGUGGUUGGUCUCCCUUUGGUUGAUGCUUGGCAAUGUGUGUGGAUUGACAUCCUGCCAUUUGGGCCCUGUCUGGGGCCUCCCUCGGAAAGGGCCACAGUGUCACUGGACCCCCCUGUC
Molecule: messenger RNA, 1383 nt
Organism: Esox lucius (northern pike)
Lineage: Eukaryota; Metazoa; Chordata; Actinopteri; Esociformes; Esocidae
Product: butyrophilin-like protein 10
Exons: 5
Coding region: 26-826 (266 amino acids)
Biological process (GO): negative regulation of T cell proliferation; T cell costimulation; cellular response to lipopolysaccharide
Cellular component (GO): external side of plasma membrane
Source: RefSeq, a predicted model, not a curated record